UAAACGAGAAAUAUAGUGGCUGACACAAAAUAUAUACAGACGGAUCUAAAGACAUAAAUAGUACAGGGGCCGCAUACCAUGAUCCUAAAAAUAAUGUAAAUAGUACAUAUAAGAUAGCGUCAGAGAUAUGUAUUAUGUCAGCGGAACUAUUUGCAACUUCAGAAGCCAUGUCUUAUUCGUUUAACUUAAAACUUAAAAAUGUCGUGAUAUUUACGGACAGCAAAAGCGCGUUGCAGCACAUAGCUCGCUGCGCCUCUGGACACAGAGGCACAAUGUUAGCUUACACUGUGUUGCAUAAAUUAAGUAUGAUACCCACUGGCAUGACAUUGAAAUUGCAAUGGAUCCCCUCACAUAUAGGGUUAAGAGGUAAUGAGGAUGCCGAUGCCCUAGCAAAAGACGCAUGCACAAAAGAACACUUUGGUGAACGUAGCAAAGAAAAGGGCAUGUGGUACAAGACGAUGCAAUCGGAACCUCCUCAUUUACCUUGGUUUACUAACAGUAAUUUAAGUAGACAGUUAAUUAAGAUAGGCUUAAGAUUGCGUUCCGGGCAUAUCCCGUCAAAAAAAUUUGCUUACUUGAUGAAAGCAAAAGAACCAUCACCAAAUUGCCAAGUGUGCGGUUCCGUUGAAGAUGUACAACAUAUUUUGACGGAAUGUGCACGGAAUGAAAGCGAUAGACAAUCGUUACUACCUACCCUCAAGGUAAAUAGAAUAGAUGUAGGUGCUUUUCAGAGCAUCUUAGCUGUACCGACCUCAGAAGAGGCUAAAAAUAAUUUUUUAUUUUUUAUGUGCACCAAGCUAACAGCAGAAAUGAUAUACAGCGUUGAGUUUAUGAACACGUCGUUGUAUGGAGACUAA
Molecule: messenger RNA, 857 nt
Organism: Cydia strobilella
Lineage: Eukaryota; Metazoa; Arthropoda; Insecta; Lepidoptera; Tortricidae
Exons: 3
Coding region: 135-857 (240 amino acids)
Biological process (GO): DNA replication, removal of RNA primer
Molecular function (GO): nucleic acid binding; RNA-DNA hybrid ribonuclease activity
Source: RefSeq, a predicted model, not a curated record